AUGAAACUUCCCGAAAACCCUGAGAGACACAUGGAACUUGAAGUAAACCUGGAUAUGAUGCGUCCUUGUUCCGUUCUUAUUGCGUUCCUGUUCUGCAUCAACCACGUUGCAGUGUUGGAAGGCGUCGGUUUCCAAAAUUGUUCAUCUAUAUUUUACAACCAGCCGUCAAAGAAUUGGGUUGUCCUGGUCGCUGGUUCAAAAACCUGGCGAAAUUAUCGACACCAAGCGGACGUUUUUCACGCGUAUCAACUGGUGCGUAAAAACAAUGUUCCACCGGAGAAUAUAAUUACCUUUGCCUACGACGAUAUUGCAAACAAUCCCAAUGAUGAUGAUGUUGAUGAUGAUGAUGAUGAUGAUUCAGAUGAUGAUGAUUCAGAUGAUGAUUAUGACUCGGAAGAUAAUCAUGAUUCUGGAGGUAAUGACGAUGAUGAUGGUAAUGAUGAAGAUGAUGGUGAUGUUGAUGACGAUGAUGUCAAUGAUCAGGAUGAUAAUGAUGGUGAUAAUGCCGAUGUUGAUGAUGGUGAUGAAGGUGACAAUGUUGCUGUUGAUGGUGGCGAUGAUGCCGUUUACGGUGAUGAUGAUAAUGAGCAGGAUGAUGAUGAUGAUCAGGAUGAAGAUGUUGAUGAUUUUGAUCAUGAUGAUACUGAUGAUGAUCAGGAUGAUGAUGAUGAUAAGGAUGAUGAGGAUGACAUAAAUCCGUUUAAAGGCCAAGUGUUCAAUCACUACGAUCACCUAGAUGUCUACAACGGUGUGGUAAUUGACUACCGUGGCAAAGUAAGCCUGUGUUCGGAUGCGCGGCAAUCAGAUGAAUUCCUGCAUCGGUUCACCGAUGUCACACGGGAUAAUUUCGUGAAGGUAUUAAAAGGCGAUGAGAAACUUGAAGCCGACAAGAAGAAGGUGCUGAAAAGAUCGUCUCCUUACCAUUUGCUUCAAUUUGGCAAACAGUUGAUGUACGGAAAAUCGAGAAUGUGA
Molecule: messenger RNA, 972 nt
Organism: Opisthorchis viverrini
Lineage: Eukaryota; Metazoa; Platyhelminthes; Trematoda; Opisthorchiida; Opisthorchiidae
Exons: 7
Coding region: 1-972 (323 amino acids)
Biological process (GO): vacuolar protein processing
Molecular function (GO): cysteine-type endopeptidase activity
Source: RefSeq, a predicted model, not a curated record